GGGGCCGCUAGCGCUUCUCGAAUGCCGGGCGAGCCGAAUGCCCGGCUCGUUGAAUACCAUCCUCGCAUUCCCAGGCUGGAUUACAAGUUGUCCUCAAGCUCCGGCCUCUGGCAAGCCUUACAUGUGAACGGAACGCUCGCCCCGAUAUUCUCUGUCUUCCCGAACAGGAUCCUUGCCAUGCGCGUGCUCGCCUUCAUAAGCCUUCAUACUACUGUGCGCGACGAGCGAGUUCGAGUCGUGCAUUAUGCUCGUCGAGCUUGUUCUAAACCUUCCUGAGUCCUGUGAUGUGAUUAGUUCUCUCGAGAACUCGACAUUGCGUGUGCGGUAGGUCCAUACUGACGAGUUCCGGGGUCACCAUCAAGCAGCCGGGUAUCUGGUAUCGUAUCUGGUAGUUUGGCAGCCUUCUAGAAUCACCUUUCUCAGACCCAUCAGACCCAUCGAGGCUACCUACUGCCCGACUUGCGGUGUGAACUGCCUGGGCCAGGUUGGUUAGUCACCCAGGCUGAUCUUCAAUAUAGAGACCACAGGUGCUCAGAAAUAAUUUUUUGCAACGUGUGAAUACAUCGGGCGAAGGCUCUGCAGCUUCGGCGCCUUCCACAAUGGACCUCGAAUGUCUAAGCUCGGAUUUCAAAUCGUCAUCAGAACAGUGGUUGAAGUGAACACUCUGACUUCCGCUUUGCUUCGCAGAAGGAGAAGGAACUUUUACUCAUUGCUUCUAUGUUUAGCAUGUCCAGCAGGUCCUCGAUUUCUAAUUUCAAUUUAAUUCAGUCAUUCAUGGUAUGAGAGACUACAGUGUAUGCAAUCUACUGUGCCUGCCCGGAAACUAUUUUGCAAAAGAACAUCAAAUCAUAUUAUGUAUUCUCUGUCGCCUCAUUCUCA
Messenger RNA from Marchantia polymorpha subsp. ruderalis, 879 nucleotides. The record is from the annotation of a GenBank genome assembly. NCBI's taxonomy places the organism in Eukaryota, Viridiplantae, Streptophyta, Marchantiopsida, Marchantiales, Marchantiaceae.